This is a messenger RNA of Canariomyces notabilis, 1272 nucleotides long. RefSeq lists its product as uncharacterized. The record is from RefSeq and is a predicted model, not a curated record. NCBI's taxonomy places the organism in Eukaryota, Fungi, Ascomycota, Sordariomycetes, Sordariales, Chaetomiaceae. The coding region runs from base 1 to 1272 and encodes 423 amino acids. The transcript is spliced from 2 exons.
AUGGCCGGCGACGACAGCGCCGUUACGGAACCGAAGACGGAACGACCUGAAGGUAGCGAGGAGAAGCCUCAAGAUAACAAGGGUACAAGCGAGCAGGCAGAGGAUCGCAGAGGACACCGCCAAAGCGAGAAUGAAGGGCGGCAGCACACUGAGCGCGGAUCCGCCCCGGCGCUGCCCCCGAGACCCCUUCCUCCUCCUCACCGGGAGGUUCGCAAGUCCCAAAUCCAGCAACACCCGCCUGCCAUUCCUUUUGCUCCACCUGUUCCUUAUUCUCCAUAUCCUCCGGUCCCAGUUCAGUUUGAGCGUCCAUUCAGUCCGCGCUGGCAUAAAACGAAACUUGCUCUGGGAAGCCUAUCCAUUGUAACUGCCGCAGUGAUAUUUGGCAUCGGCAUCACCCUUGGUUGGCACUUUGCUCGAUUUGCAUCCGGAGAAUCUUCCCGAGUGAACGUUGAAUUUGGCGUAUCUGGCACAGCUGCCGGUCUUGCCGCCCUCACCAUUGGGAUGGACUUCCUGAAAAUAGCGCUGUCCAAGCGCCGCCAGGGAAUGCAUCCCGCGGCUCUCGUCACGUUCCAUCUGAUCAUCUGGCUCGUGGCGAUCAUGGCUGUCGUGGCCACUUCCCUCUACAUGACAUACGGGAUCGACCUCGAUGACUACCGUUAUUACGACUCGUCCAGUCGUGAAUACGUGUAUAGAGCAUCGAUAACGCCGUCGCAGCUCGCCGUCUACGAGCAGGUCCUGCUUGCGUUUGAUUGCCUCCUGCUCCUUACUCACUUUGUCCUCUUCGUUGGAUUCUGCGUUGAGACGAACCACCUCGAAAAAGCAAGAAAGCAGGCCAAGCUGAGCGCGAUCUACCUCGGCGUCGGGGCGCCGGCCGGCGCUCCUUACCCCGGAAGCCCAUAUCCCCUUUACGGAAUGGCGCAACCGUUGGGCCCACAACUUGGCGCGCAAGGCGCACAGUAUCCGCCGACGAUGAUGCCUCAGAUGCCACCACAAAUGGCAAGGAUGUCGGGCUCUGUGCCUCCCCAACAAGGAGUCCUGUACGGAGGGUACUAUGCGCCCAUACCCCUAACGGCUGCCGGCGUGCCCCCUCGGCACCAAAGGCCAAAUUCCGUGGCGCCGCUAGAAUACUAUGCACCACCCGUGGCUCCCGCACCCCCAUCAACGGGCGUCGCCUCCCCUCAGCAACAACCCUCAGCUCCCGCGGCACCGAGAGAAUACUAUGCACGGCCCACGGCUCCGGCAGACGCGGGAAGAGGAAGAGUCGAUGCAUGA